Xylaria bambusicola is the source of this 3373-nucleotide messenger RNA. RefSeq lists its product as uncharacterized. Gene Ontology annotation, molecular function: ATP hydrolysis activity; ABC-type transporter activity; ATP binding. NCBI's taxonomy places the organism in Eukaryota, Fungi, Ascomycota, Sordariomycetes, Xylariales, Xylariaceae. The transcript is spliced from 4 exons. The coding region runs from base 173 to 3187 and encodes 1004 amino acids. The record is from RefSeq and is a predicted model, not a curated record.
GUAGCACCCACGCGUGGCUGUGGGUGGUACCACGACGUGUUAGUGACGUUCAUUCAUGGUUUUGUCCUAGUAUAUAACUUUGUCAGCGGUCCUUACAGCGACGCGGAAGAGGAGACGCUGGAAGUGACUGGGCCAGUUUCUGUUUGAUAAGUAUCCCUCAGUCUACGCAGUGAUGGAUGGCGAUCUGGCCCUAUAUCGUACGCUGCUGAAAAGCGCGCCGCAAAACCCAUACUUGCCGCGAGAGUCAAGUUAUGGACCGAGUUUCCUUGACAGCUCAGCUUGUCUCUGCUCUUUGCGCCAGGUCGAGCAAGCCGAGGGGGAGGAAGAGGACGAUAGGAAAAGGGCGGAUAGUAACGAUGCGGCAUGGCAAUGUAUCGGGAACCAAACACAGGGCGUUUACGAGGUGACCACGGGCAAAUGGUUCGAGAGCUUGCACGGCGGUAGCAAAGUUAACCUCCCGAUCUACGAUGCAUCUAAUGGCCCGGAUACGAGUAAAGCCUUAACAUGGGAUACGAAAAAGAAGGCCUUCGUCGACGCCGAUCUAGAUGGGUUGACACCCUACGAUAGGACAUGUACGGCCAUCAACCAAACAACCUUUAGCACGUCCUUCUAUAGAGCGCUUGCUGAGAAGGAAGCUGGCGAUACUCCCACUUCUGCCGCCUCUUGCUGGCGAGGUACAAUACCUGUUGAGAUUCAGAAUGUGACAAACUGGGACUCUAAUGGUUGUCCUUCCGGCUUCCUGUGCACAAACAACACAGUCAACUCGCUUCCACAGUACUGCAUACCCUUUACCCAAUGCCAAAGUGUCAGGCUCUCUGGUGAACAAUGCCAAUUCCAAGGCAAGAAUUUUCCUAUGGGUCCGUUCGAACCUGUUAUCUGCCAGGAAGGCUAUUAUUGUCCAGAAGAGUUCGGCGGACGCAAGACGCUCCCUUGUCCAGCUGGAACGUAUUGCCAACCCGGCGCCCCGACGCCAACUCCCUGCGCCGUAGGAAGUUACUGUCCCGAGAGGUCCACUUACCAAGUGUUCUUCAUACCGCUAAUUCUUCUAUUGGCUCUAGACGUGUUCAUUGCCGUGGCGUUGGUCUGGUAUGCUGUCAACAAACGAUUCCGAAGAAGUAGGGAAGGGCAUACAAUCACUAAACCGAGGGGCCUUGGUGCUUUCUCAGCAUCCAUGACUGGGUAUAAGGAACUUCGUGACGAAACGGAUCAGGAUCACGAGAUGUUACCGAUGCAAGCCACGUAUAUGCCGCCCAGAGCAGAUACUUGGGCUGGAUUUCAAGCUGCGCUCGAUAUUCCGAUACCUGUGACCUCAGACAUGGAGGUGUAUGACUCGGGCCUCACGCCUGAGCUCCGAGCGUUCGUUGAUUCGAUGCGCAAGGCAACGGACGCCUCGCAGUUCGGCCUUUCUUUUACCUACAACAACUUGGGCUUCCAUCCCAAAGGCUCGCCCAAGCCUAUUCUGCAGAACGUGACAGGGUCUAUAGAACGAGGCUCGCUCACGGCCGUCAUGGGCGGCUCCGGCGCGGGCAAAUCCACCUUCGUCAAUGUUUUGAUGGGCAAGACGACCAACACAGGCGGAUUAGUCACCGUGAACAACAUCCCAGGGAAGAUCAAGCGGUAUAAGAAGCUGAUCGGCUACGUGCCGCAGGACGACAUUGUCCUUCCUGAGCUUACGGUUUACGAGAACAUCCUGCACUCCGCGAGGAUCCGCCUGCCGCGGACGUGGUCCAGCGUCGACAUCAAGGCUCACGUCGACUCUGUCAUAGACUGUCUCGAGCUGUCCCAUGUGCGCAAUUCCCGCGUCGGAAGCGUCGGAAAACCUGUAAUCAGCGGUGGACAGCGGAAGCGUGUAAGCAUUGGUAUGGAACUGGCUGCUGCACCUAUGGCCAUCUUCCUCGACGAGCCCACGAGUGGUCUGGACGCCACAUCGGCGUCAUCAAUUAUGCGCACGUUGAAAGCAAUUGCGCGUCUUGGAAUUUCCGUCAUCGUAAUUAUUCACCAGCCGAGAGUGGAAAUAUUCGAGAUGCUCGACGAAUUGAUACUCUUGGGUAACGGCCAGAUCAUCUACGAAGGUAGAGAGGAUGGCGUACAGCAAUUUUUCGAGAACGUCGGGUUUCGAUUCCCUGAGCACGCCAACACGGCAGACGUCAUAACAGACAUCAUCACCGGCAACGGUCGACCGUACAAAAAGGCGGGCGACAUCUCCAAAGAAGCCUUGAUAAGCAACUGGGCCAAUUCUCGCCAAAACGCUGCCAUUAAGAGCCGCCACGAGUCUCUGCAGUCAGACCGUGCUUCCAUCAAACAGACACAGACAAUACAGCGAUCCAUGCUGAAAUCGCGAGGUGCGCCGCGGUGGAAGCAGGGCUGGCUGUGCUUGCAGCGGGCUAUGCUCCAGCAGUGGCGCGCGAAGUCAACCUUCUGGUUCGAAAUGGGUCUCGCGUCACUUUCGGGGAUUCUGCUCGGUCUCGCGGAGAAUAGCAAGCAAGGCAUUCUCUUCAAGGGCAUCUAUAACGCGCCGUUCGAGAUUCUAUCUGUGGCGACAGAUAUCCAGUCUGUCCCAGAACUCGCACUGCUCACCGUCAUCGCGAUCGGUCUCGUCUCGGGCGCCCCCGGCGUCAAGGUCUUCUCGGAGGAGAUGCUCCUGUACCGUCGGGAGGCCGAGGCCGGCCACUCGCGAGUCGCCUAUUUCCUCGCUAAGAACUUGUCUGUCUUUCCCCGAAUGGCAUUCGCGUGCCUACACUUUACGACCCUUAUUCUUGUGCUCUCUGUGCCGAUCAUGCCGUGGGGUAACGCUUUCAUUACGAACUUCGUGUACUUCUACUGCAUAUAUGGGUUAGCGAGUGUCAUGUCCAUGAUCGUGAAAAGAGAGGAUGCGCCGCUCUUUGCGACCAUGAUUAGUUUAGUCGUCGGUAUCCUCUCUGGUGCAGCGCCCCCCCUCUCUAAGGUCAAGGAAUGGCAUUUAGAAUGGCUCUGGCGCGCGUCACCCGGCACCUGGCUUGCCGAGGUUUACUUUGGGCAGAUGAUUGAGCCCUUCAGAUACCUCUAUAAUGUCGACCUAGCCGCGAGGAUCGCGGGAUUCCGCCUUCACGAGCUCUGGACAAACAUAUUAGUGCUGCUUCUCAUAGGAACCAUCUAUCGUAUAAUCGCCUUCAUUGGUCUGGUGGUCGGGGUACGAUGGCGUGCUUGAAGGAAUGCCAUUAUUCAAUGAUGUAAAUUUAAUAUAAGGAAGCAUCAGGUACAGAGGUAACAGGGUGGUGAAACUGAUAACUAUAUAUAAUGUUAAAUAGAUGACCUUAAAGGAUAUAGAGGCUUGAUGAUUAAAGAUAUAUAAUACCCAUUGCAUUAUUAAUACACCAUUCCUUUAACCUUUACC